AUGACUGACAAUAAUGGGCUAACUACUAACAAUAACUUUAAUAAUUUAAAUUCUGAUUCAUCCAAAUAUGUUAUGGAUAAUUCUAUGGGAUCUUAUUAUCCAAACCAACAAUAUAAUCAAUUUAACAGUCAAUCAAAUAAUCAAUUUUCUGUACCAAAUGGACAAAAUAAUUAUAUAAAUCCACAAAUGUUCUCAAAUCAAAAUAAUACGAAUUCAAAUGACAAUAUGACAUCAACACAAUCAAUUAGUCAAAAUAGAUCAGUUUACGACAUGAAUAUUAACAAACACUCAUCAUAUCCUCAACAAUCUUCAACACCAAAUACAGCAAAUAAUAUGAACAAUUAUCCACCAAAUAUGAAUGUUCCUAUGAAUAAUACUAACUCACUCCAACAACAACAACAGCAGCAGCAACAACAACAACAACAACAGCAUCAACAUUCUCAAAUGUAUUCAAAUAUGAGUUUUGUUUUUUCAUCUGAAAUGGCCAAUAAAGCUAUCUGUGAUAUUAAUGAAAAGAAAUAUGAUAAUCUUAAAACAUGGCAUAUUAGUAAUUAUGGACAUCCAAAUCAAUAUGGUAAUGAAAAAAAAAUAGAACAAAAUUGUAAUCGGGGAAUAAAAAGAAAGAUGUCACCUAUUAAAGAACAACCUAAUACAUUUACAAAACCAUUAACAAUACCUACAACUAAUGGUAUUCAUGGACAAGAGUCUAAUGGUAAUCACCCACAGAGUAACAAUUAUGGAAAUAUACCACCAUCAUCAAGGACAUAUAAUAAAGAUGAUGAUAAUCCAUUACGUAGAAUGGAAAGAAUGACUCAAGAAACAUUAAAUGAACCUCCUAGUAAAAUGCCAAUUAGAAGUAAUAAUAAUUCAGUAAAUGGUGAUAAUAAUUUAUCAUAUGAUCAAAAAAAAAGUCAAGAAAAACAUUUAAAAUUAGAAAAAUUAAAUCAAAUUGAAAAAGUUUUUGGUAUUGAUAAAACAAGACAAAGAGAAGAAUCAUAUCAUAUGAAUCAUAUGAUGCAUGAACAUGAUAUAAAUAAAAUUUCACAAGGACCUAUAAAUAAUCCAAAUGGUUUUAUGCAAGGUGUACCAAUGAAUAUGCAACAAGGUAUUCAUCAAAAUAUUAGACAAACUGGACCACCAAAUUUAGGACCACCAUAUUUACCUAAUAAUAAUAUGCCACCACCUAAUCGUCCAGGAUCCCAACCAAUGCCAGGAAAUCAAAGACAACAUCAACCUCAACAACAAUCACCAUCAGUACCAUUUUUUCCACCAGGACAAAAUAUUUCAAAUAGAAUAAAUCAAUUUCCUAAUCAACAACAUCAAACAACAACACCAUCAAAUCAUAUGAUGCCAUCACCACAAAUGUAUCCAAUGGGAUCUAAUGGUCAACAAAAUAAACAAUUUAUUUCACCAUCAUCAUUACCCCAACAAAAUAACAUGAGACAAAUGUCAAUGAAUGGAAUGCAACAACAAUCUAAUAUGCCUCCUAAUAUUAAUCAAACGAUGAAUCCAAAUAUGACACAAAUGAGACAACAAAAUUUACCUUCUAAUAUAAAUCCUAAUGUUAAUCAGAUUAAUAUGCCAAAUGGAAUACCAAAUCAUCCACUUCAACAAAAAUUACCGGUCCCAAAUAAUAUGAAUGUAAUGAAUGGACAAAAUAAUAGACCACAAAAUAUGCAAAAUCCUGGUAUGCCUGGAAAUGGUAUGCAAAUGCCUGGUAUACAAGGUCCUGGUCUACAAAGUCCUAAUAUACAAAAUUCUGGUAUACAAGGAUCAGGAAUACCACAACAAUCUAGACAACAACAAAAUAUGACAAUUCCAAAUAUCCAAGGUAAUAUGCAAUUACCAAAUUCUAUGAAUUCUAUACAAAAAUCACAACAACAAAAUAUGGAUCAAAUGAUGUUACAACAAAAUCAAAAUAAUCAAGGGUAUCUUCCUAAUCAACAAAUUCCUAAUCAAAUUAUAAAUGGACAAAAUGGUAUGGUUCCACAAGGCAAUGGACAAUCUAAUAUGAUGAGGCCUAAUUAUGAUACAAAUGUUCUUCACCAUCAACAACACCAACAACAAAUUAAUUCUUCUAUUGAAGGAUAUAUAAAUGUUAAUCAACAAAAUUCUUGGCCUCAACAACAUAAUUUACCUAGACCAUUAACAAAUAUGGAUUCUCGAGCACCUAUACAAAAAGUGCAAUAUUCUCCAGUUUUGAUGCAAGAACAAAUGGCAACUAUCAACUGA
Molecule: messenger RNA, 2232 nt
Organism: Strongyloides ratti
Lineage: Eukaryota; Metazoa; Nematoda; Chromadorea; Rhabditida; Strongyloididae
Exons: 2
Coding region: 1-2232 (743 amino acids)
Source: RefSeq, a predicted model, not a curated record